Messenger RNA from Letharia columbiana, 912 nucleotides. RefSeq lists its product as uncharacterized. NCBI's taxonomy places the organism in Eukaryota, Fungi, Ascomycota, Lecanoromycetes, Lecanorales, Parmeliaceae. Gene Ontology annotation, biological process: signal transduction; peptidyl-serine phosphorylation; endocytosis. Gene Ontology annotation, molecular function: protein serine/threonine kinase activity; ATP binding. Gene Ontology annotation, cellular component: nucleus; cytoplasm. The coding region runs from base 1 to 912 and encodes 303 amino acids. The record is from RefSeq and is a predicted model, not a curated record. The transcript has 4 exons.
AUGGCGAAUUUGGACUUACGCGUCGCCGAUAAGUAUCGGCUGCGAGAGAAGAUCGGUGGUGGCAGUUUCGGCGCUGUCUACAUAGGAACCCAUGUCGACUCCGGUGAGGAGGUUGCCAUCAAACUUGAACACAUCUCCGUCGAUCCUUCCUUCCUCGAAUGUGAAGCUGAUAUCUACCGAUCGCUUUCUGGUGGUGCCGGUAUUCCACGAGUGCACGCCUAUGUGACCGAGUGCGAAUAUAACGCCAUGGUAUUCGACCUCUUGGGUCCGAGUUUGGAAGACCUGUUCAAUUUCUGCGGUCGCAAAUUUUCUCUCAAGACAGUCUUGAUGCUCGUCGACCAACUCCUUUGUCGUCUGGAGUAUAUCCAUGCCCACGAUGUCAUCCAUCGAGACAUCAAGCCGGAGAACUGCUUGAUGGGCGUGGGGAAGCAGGGAAACCAGGUUUAUGUGACCGACUUGGGUCUCGCGACGGAACGACGUCCUGCCCAGGCGGACGCCAACACUGGUCGUUCUCUGCGUCCCAGCUUGGUUGGCACAGCACGUUUUGCCAGCGUCAACGGCCAUUUAGGUGUUGUACAACAUCGCUGCGACGACUUAGAAUCUCUCGGAUAUAUGCUUCUCUACUUCAUUCGGCCCUCUCUUCCCUGGCAAGGUCUCAAGGCCGCGAAUCAUGAGCAAAGGGAGGAGCUUAUUUUGGAGAAGAAGCAGACGAUCAGUGUUGAAGAAUUGUGUGAGGGCCUGCCUCGGGCGUUCGCGGCUUAUUUUGACUACAUCCGCUCCCUGGGAUUUGACGAUAAACCUAAGUAUUCCUAUCUGCGCAAAAUCUUCCGUGAUCUCUUCGUACGCGAGGGUUUCAAUCACGAUAAUGUGUUUGAUUGGACUAUCCUCAAAUAUCUGCAGACUACAGAAUAA